AUGGGGAACGUAAAGUCCGGUGCAAUGCGUCUCUUCUGGGGAUUCCCUGUACAAACUGCAGACUGGAUAACGUCCCUUGCAAAAUUAUACCCAACUCACAACGUGGCGGGUAAGCCAUCCGUUACUUCGCAUUAUUUUAUCUUCCGGGCCCUAAAUUUUAUGACGUCCUAUAUUGCUAGACUUCAGCAUUUAUUUCCUCACUACAUUGAGCCGGUCCCGAGCCACAUUACCCAAGAUGAUCUUGAGUUCCUUCGGUCCAAGGGAGUGUUAGAUUUUCCAGCUCCCCGUAUCCGUGAUAAGCUCUGGACAAGCUAUUUCGAAUUAGUUCACCCGAAUUUACCAAUCCCUGACCGGGACAGAGUAUUGAGGACUCUCGCUGUUCACACUGGCGAACCUAAGAUCAGCCUUUUACUCUUUCACUGCAUCACACUCAGUGCGAAAACAUUUCUGUAUGCUCGACAGCACACUUUAACGAAACCAGCCGCUUUGGAGUCCAUGUUCACUAGGGCCCGUCUUCUCUAUGAUCUUGGAUGGGAAAGAGACAAGCUCGUCUUGCUCCAAUCCCUUCUCUUGAUGACAUAUUAUCCACAACCCAUCGAUAACGCCAGAAGCCCUAUUCAUUUGAUGGCACAGGCGGUGCCACUGGCAUAUUCCUUAGGGUUUCACAUUGAUCCGACGGACCUGCCACUUAAUCCGAGAGAGAAGAUCCUACGGAAGCAGCUCUGGUGGUGCGUCUAUCUUCGUGAGCGCUUCUUGUCACUUGAUCAGGGUUCGCCUUGUAUUAUUCAUGACCGAGAGCAUGAUGCUCCCAUGCUUACUCGGAGCGACUUCGAACAUAUCCCACUAUGCCUCACCAGAAGUGGAAACUAA
Messenger RNA from Aspergillus terreus NIH2624, 870 nucleotides. Its product is annotated as fungal specific transcription factor domain-containing protein. The record is from RefSeq and is a predicted model, not a curated record. Bases 1 to 870 code for a protein of 289 amino acids. Lineage: Eukaryota; Fungi; Ascomycota; Eurotiomycetes; Eurotiales; Aspergillaceae. Gene Ontology annotation, biological process: DNA-templated transcription. The transcript has 2 exons. Gene Ontology annotation, molecular function: zinc ion binding; DNA binding.